Messenger RNA from Mucor velutinosus, 1056 nucleotides. RefSeq lists its product as uncharacterized. Gene Ontology annotation, molecular function: ATP binding; microtubule binding; microtubule motor activity. Gene Ontology annotation, biological process: microtubule-based movement. The transcript is spliced from 7 exons. The record is from RefSeq and is a predicted model, not a curated record. Lineage: Eukaryota; Fungi; Mucoromycota; Mucoromycetes; Mucorales; Mucoraceae. The coding region runs from base 1 to 1056 and encodes 351 amino acids.
AUGUCAUUGAGGGAGCAGAUCAUUACUUCACCCAUGGAGGCUUUACAGUACAUAAAGAGAGCAGAGGCUAAUAGAUAUUUGUUAACAAACAACUACGAUAUUCACCACAGUAGAGCUCACACGUUCAUUCAGCUCGCUGUUGAAAAGAGAGAAAAGCACACUCUAUCAGCCAAAGCAGCAUCUGUUAGUAAUGUCAGUGUCAUCAGCAGUACAAGCAGCAGCACAAGUAGCUCUUCUCGUAGAACAAGAGUGCCUCAAAAGAAGCGAAACAGUGUUCAGAUAUCAUACUUGUACCUGAUUGAUAUGGCAAGUAACGAUAAAUCGAUAUUUCAAACACUUAAAAGCCCCAUCAACAAAAGCUGUCUAGCAUUUGAAGCGGUGGUAUACAACCUAUCUGAAGCAGGAAAGAGUGCAGGACAUCCACUGCCACCUUAUCAUGACUCUAAACUCACGCGACUGCUACAGCCAACAUUCAUGGGACAACAUCAUGUCGUCUCGAUAUGUACUGUGGACAUGGAAUCUGCUUCUCAGGAUGAGAUACCGACAUUGGACAUAUUAAGCUUUGCGUCGCGUAUCAAGCGUAUCCCAGUAUCUCCUAAAACGUGCGAGAUCUCUGAUGAACGGUCUCUUUUAAUCAAAUACGUGAACAACAUUGCUUUUCUUACGUUAAAACUAGAAAAAUUGGAUCGGGAUCAAGCUGAAUCAUCGACAGAUCUAUCAAGCAUACGAUCUGUGCUCCAGCAGCGCUUGUACAAUGCCUCGCGGUUUAUUUUGUCCUCUCAAUCUGUUAUUUUGAGUCAUACGUCGCUCGUGGAAGAUGAACACGAGGACCCUUGGAGAGUCAUUUCACAGUUACGACAAGAGUUCGAUACAUUGGCAGCUGAUAAAGACACUCAAUUGGGCCAGCUCAAGUCUGUCAUGGAGGAAACAAGAAGCUUGCCUGAUGAAAUUGCUCAACUAGAAGCAGAAUUAAACAUCACAAGAGCAGAACUCCAGGUGACGCAGCUACUAGUAAACGAGGCAUCCUCUUCGAGUAAUUUACGUUAUGCAAAAUAA